AUGUCGGUUUCAUACCAAGCCAGGCAGCAGAUCCCUUCGGAGCAUUGUGCAUUGAUACGUCAAGGCAAAUACCUGUUGGAGAUCGACAACCACCCCAAUUUAACGCCUAUUAACAAAGAAGGCCGCUUGAAUGUUGGUAAUUUCAGCGGGAAUGCAUUCAUCCUGGCUCAGAUCGGGGAGGAGGGCCGAAAGAUCGGGGUCCUUAACGACUGCCUCAGGUUUGAACGGGAGGGCGAGGCGAUUUCUGGGCAUCGGCUCAUAGUAAACGCUCCAGUCUCGGUACGCGACCACAACAAUGCAGUUAGUAAUCGCCCCGGCGUCUUUCAUGAUAACGACGACGAUGACGACGAUGACGACGAUGAUACUGAUAACGACGAUGCCAAUAGCAACAAGCCCAACGGCAGUAACCUCAACCCCAAACUUAACAGCCAACCCCCGCCGUCCAAUAGCAAUUUGGUAGGCCGAGUUGAAGAAUUGGAAAGGCAACUCCGGCGACUCUCAAUCCCAGUCCCUGAUAAUAGCUUGGCGCAUCGAGUCCAAGAACUGGAGGGUCAACUCAAGCGACUCUCAAUCCCAGUCCCUGAUAAUGGUUUGCCGCAACGGGUCCAAGGAUUGGAGGAUCAGCUUAGGCGCUUUUCGCCCCUUGUCCCGGAUAACAAUUUGAUGGGUAGGGUCAGCACUUUGGAGAGUCAAAUUAGGUCUGCAGCGCGAUCGGAUAGCCUCUCAGUUGUGGAUGCUGGGUCAUACACAACCCCGUAUUUACCUGGUCAGAGAAGGGAGUAUCGGAUCAACUUUGCGAAGAGAUUCCAACGGCCUCCAUCUGUGGUAACGAGUAUCUCUAUGGCAGAUGUAGAUAGAGGUGCCAACCUUCGAUUGAGGGUCCGGGCGCAGAAUGUGGAUUCGAACGGGUUUACGCUUUUUGUUGAAGCUUGGGCUGAUACUAGGCUCUACCAAUGUACUGUGUCCUGGGUCGCUCUUAGUGGAUGA
This is a messenger RNA of Aspergillus pseudoviridinutans, 987 nucleotides long. RefSeq names its product H-type lectin domain-containing protein. Gene Ontology annotation, molecular function: carbohydrate binding. Bases 1 to 987 code for a protein of 328 amino acids. The record is from RefSeq and is a predicted model, not a curated record. Gene Ontology annotation, biological process: cell adhesion. The transcript has a single exon. NCBI's taxonomy places the organism in Eukaryota, Fungi, Ascomycota, Eurotiomycetes, Eurotiales, Aspergillaceae.